UGGUGAUCGGCCAAUCAGGACGCGGGGAACUACCCUGUGGCGGAUCGCGCACAAGGCGUCGAUGCGCCCCCGACGCGCGCCCCACGUGCGGGUUUGUUGAAUCGCAUUCAACGACUCUCCCACACGUGCGCGACGUGUCGAGGGCUAUAAGUAGCCCGUCCUCAUGUCCUCGUCCUCACCUACUGUCCCCGUUCAAACGUUCACUUCGCACUCCUCGCAAAUAUUGAACUUCACCGUCUCAAGGAUUGACAUCUCGAGCCAUGCUCAUCGCACCUUUCCUCUUGAAGGGCAUCGCUGCCCUCAAGAGCAUUUUCUUUCUCACCUCCGGCGCCUCUGUAUCGUGGUACUCGCAGCACAUGGGCAAGCGCACUAUCGGGCCUGGCUUGUUCGCAGUUUCUCUCGCCCUCUCGUGUGCCCUGAUACAUACCCUGCCUUACGAGCCCCCUCUCGAAUUGGGGUCCAUCCCGGACUCCCCGCCGUUAGAUCCCGUUCUCUGGCAAUCACUAUCCGACAUCUCGGUUGAGUUCAACAUGGGAAGCGAUUCGUUGGUUGUGUCUAACCCAGAUGUUGGCCUAUCCGAAUCGAGUACGCGUUCGUACGCGCCAGGUGUCACCCCUGGUGUGCAGUACUCAGUGGUCCCCCUCAUCUUGGCUCCGUCCCAUGAACCCGCCGUCCGGGUGCCUGAGCUCAACUGGAACAUUCCGGGGGCACCGACUAUCCAAGCACCCAAGCCCGUGGAGCAACCGGCAGUCGUGACUUACAACUUCUACAUCGUUGAAGUUUCCUGGGGCUCUCCUCACCGUCCCGGUGAUCCGGGGACUCGUGGUCCUACCGGGUCAGACGAAAGCAUUCCACCCCUGAGGAAAUACGAAGCACCUCCGCUGAUGUUCACCAGGCGCUGCGGCAAGAAAGCCCCCUUCCGCAGGUUGGAGAUCGUGUAGGGCAGAUUCUCGUGGCGGUACGAGCCGCUUUCGUGCUCGCGCACACAGCGCAAAUGCUUUACUUCCUCCUGCCUCUCCCGUGGUAUAUUGCAUGGGGCUGGCGGAUCUGCAGAAACGCGCAUCGUCGGUCACGGCUGG
Molecule: messenger RNA, 1079 nt
Organism: Fomitopsis serialis
Lineage: Eukaryota; Fungi; Basidiomycota; Agaricomycetes; Polyporales; Fomitopsidaceae
Exons: 3
Coding region: 261-941 (226 amino acids)
Source: RefSeq, a predicted model, not a curated record